AUGGUGCGCAACCUAACGAUGGAGCAGACGUUCUACGAGGACGCGAGCGUGUACGGUGCGAUGAAUGGUCGCGAGAACCACAGCGUGGUCCAGCUGAAGCGAAACCUCACGCUCGACCUGAACGGUUGCCAGAGGCAGGGCUCGCAGGCGAAGAGGCCGCGGUUGGGCCCACUGCCACCCGCCCUCAACAACGUCACCCCGAUUCUCAGUUCGCCGGAUCUCAACAUGCUGAAGCUCGCAUCACCGGAGCUCGAGAAACUCAUCAUGACGCAACCGGACGGUCUGGUCACCGGUCUACCCACACCGACCACCCAGAUCCUCUUCCCCAAAGCGGUCACCGAGGCCCAGGAGUUGUACGCGCGCGGCUUCGUCGACGCGCUCAACGAGCUCCAUCACUCCGACAGCUCGCAGGAACCCGGCAGCAUGCAAGGCGCCACGUACACGACUCUGGAGCCGCCUGGUAGCGUGCAGAGUACAGAGUCCACCAUGAGCAAUCCCGGCCUGAUACACGUCAAGGACGAGCCGCAGACGGUGCCGAGCGUGUCGAGCACGCCGCCGAUGUCGCCGAUCGACAUGGAGAACCAGGAGAAGAUCAAGCUGGAGAGGAAGCGGCAGAGGAACCGCGUGGCCGCGUCCAAGUGCCGACGGCGCAAGCUCGAGCGCAUCUCCAGGCUCGAGGACAAGGUCAAGCUGCUCAAGGGCGAGAACACCGAGCUGAGCGGCAUCGUGCACAAGCUCAAGGAGCACGUGUGCCGGCUUAAGGAGCAGGUCAUGGACCACGUGCACGCCGGCUGUCAGAUCAUGACCGUCAACAACCAGUUUUGA
Cyphomyrmex costatus is the source of this 825-nucleotide messenger RNA. It is a transcript of the gene Jra, whose product is annotated as Jun-related antigen. Gene Ontology annotation, molecular function: DNA-binding transcription factor activity, RNA polymerase II-specific; transcription factor binding; RNA polymerase II cis-regulatory region sequence-specific DNA binding. NCBI's taxonomy places the organism in Eukaryota, Metazoa, Arthropoda, Insecta, Hymenoptera, Formicidae. The transcript has a single exon. Gene Ontology annotation, biological process: regulation of cell population proliferation; regulation of transcription by RNA polymerase II; regulation of cell cycle. The record is from RefSeq and is a predicted model, not a curated record. The coding region runs from base 1 to 825 and encodes 274 amino acids. Gene Ontology annotation, cellular component: transcription regulator complex.